Messenger RNA from Carlito syrichta (Philippine tarsier), 1234 nucleotides. RefSeq names its product DnaJ heat shock protein family (Hsp40) member B13 (gene DNAJB13). Gene Ontology annotation, molecular function: protein-folding chaperone binding. Lineage: Eukaryota; Metazoa; Chordata; Mammalia; Primates; Tarsiidae. The transcript is spliced from 9 exons. The coding region runs from base 1 to 1059 and encodes 352 amino acids. Gene Ontology annotation, cellular component: cytosol. The record is from RefSeq and is a predicted model, not a curated record.
AUGUCCCAGCGGUGGCAACGGCCGAGCUCCGACACUGAUGAUCUGUAUUCCCGCAUGCUGCGGGUGUCCCACCCUGAUGGGCCUGAGCAGGAACACAAGUGGAGAAGGAAUGAGCUCAGUGGGAGACAGUGCAUGAACUUGACCAGCCCCUUGCACCUCUCUGAGCUGGGCCCUUUGUACCGGAAACUCGCCCUGAAGAACCACCCGUUGAGGUCAAAUGACCUGUCUUCACCAGAGACGUUCAGGCAGAUAGCAGAGGCCUACGACGUGCUGAGUGACCCUGUGAAGAGAGGCAUCUAUGACAAGUUUGGAGAGGAGGGCCUGAAGGGCGGGAUUCCUUUGGAGUUUGGAUCCCAGACCCCUUGGACAACUGGUUACGUCUUCCACGGCAACCCCGAAAAGGUUUUCCAUGAGUUCUUCGGGGGAGACAACCCCUUCAAUGAGUUUUUUGAUGCAGAAGGAAGUGAAGUGGAUUUGAACUUUGGGGGACUCCGGGGCCGAGGGGUCAAGAAACAAGAUCCCCCAAUCGAACGGGACCUCUACUUGUCCCUGGAGGACUUGUUCUUCGGCUGCACCAAAAAAAUCAAGAUCUCCCGCAGGGUGCUGAACGAGGACAGGUACUCCUCCACCAUCAAGGACAAGAUCCUGACAAUUGAUGUGAAGCCUGGCUGGAGGCAGGGUACACGCAUCACCUUUGAGAAGGAAGGGGACCAGGGCCCCAACAUCAUUCCAGCUGACAUCAUCUUCGUCGUGAAAGAGAAGCUGCACCCCCGUUUCCGCAGGGAGAACGACAACCUCUUCUUUGUGAAUCCCAUCUCUUUGGGCAAGGCUCUCACCUGCUGCACCGUGGAGGUGAAGACCCUAGAUGACCGUCUGCUCAACAUCCCUAUCAACGACAUCAUCCAUCCCAAGUACUUCAAGAAGGUUCCAGGCGAGGGGAUGCCAUUGCCUGAGGACCCCGCCAAGAAGGGUGACCUCUUCAUCUUCUUCGACAUCCAGUUCCCCACUCGCCUCACACCCCAGAAGAAGCAGAUGCUGCGCCAGGCAUUGCUGACAUAACUGGUGGGCUGGGCUGGAGCAGGAGUGGGAGGAGGCUAGCCGUGCCUGCUUGUACCCCUGCCCCCCACAGCCCUGGGGUAUGCAGGGAGCCAGCCAACUACACAGAUGUGACAUGAGAGUGGGAUGGCAUGGACUUAAAUGGACAUAAUAAAUAUCUAUUUAUCCUCCAGCUACA